This is a messenger RNA of Nicotiana attenuata, 1160 nucleotides long. Its product is annotated as UMP-CMP kinase 3. Gene Ontology annotation, biological process: CDP biosynthetic process; 'de novo' pyrimidine nucleobase biosynthetic process; UDP biosynthetic process. NCBI's taxonomy places the organism in Eukaryota, Viridiplantae, Streptophyta, Magnoliopsida, Solanales, Solanaceae. Bases 36 to 896 code for a protein of 286 amino acids. The record is from RefSeq and is a predicted model, not a curated record. The transcript has 10 exons. Gene Ontology annotation, cellular component: cytoplasm; nucleus. Gene Ontology annotation, molecular function: UMP kinase activity; ATP binding.
UAAAAAAUAAAGAGAGAGAGAGAGAGAGGAAACAAAUGGACGCAACAUGUGGAGUAAGAAAGAAAAAGGGAAGAGAGUUACCAUUCAAAAUUGCUUCCCCCAAUUCUUCAGCUACUCCUUAUUUCUUUUGGGCUAUAAAUAAAUCAGACGCACGCUACCGACCUCUACGCAUCACAUUCCCUCCAUAUUUCUGCCUUCGCUAUUUUUCAAGCUUCUUCUUCUACCUUCAACAAUUUCGUAAGACCAAGCCAAGUUACCAGACAUCCAUGGGGACUGUUGUCGAUUCUUCUAACCAGGGAGCAGGAAGCCUGCCAACCAACAAGAAGGUCUCUGUUAUUUUUGUUCUAGGUGGCCCAGGCAGUGGUAAGGGCACCCAGUGUGCUAAUAUUGUUGAAAACUUUGGGUACACCCAUCUAAGUGCUGGUGAUCUUCUCCGAGCAGAAAUAAAAUCUGGUUCAGAGAACGGGACGAUGAUUUCAAACAUGAUUAAAGAAGGGAAAAUUGUACCAUCAGAGGUAACAAUUAAGCUUCUCCAACGAGCAAUUCAGGAAAAUGGGAACGACAAAUUUCUUAUUGAUGGUUUCCCUCGCAAUGAGGAGAACCGUGCAGCUUUUGAGUCAGUUACUGGAAUUGAGCCUGAGUUUGUGCUCUUCUUUGAUUGUCCUGAAGAAGAGAUGGAGAGACGUCUUUUGGGUCGGAACCAGGGAAGAGAAGAUGAUAAUAUUGAUACAAUAAGGAAGCGAUUCAAGGUUUUCCUGGAAUCUAGUUUACCUGUUAUUGAAUAUUACAACUCCAAGGGGAAGGUUCGAAAGAUUGAUGCUGCGAAGCCUGUUGGAGAAGUAUUUGAAGCAGUUAAAGCUGUUUUUGCCCCAACUGUUGAGAAGGUUGCUGCCUAGGAGUGUAUUGGUAGAGCGGCAUCAUGCUUAAGUAUUAAUGGUAUACCAGUAUUGUUUGCAUUUUGGUGCUUGCUAUGCGUCUUCAGCAAGGCGAUGUAUCUUUAUAGAUUCUACUUUUAUAGAAGUUUAUGGCAAAAAUUUCUUUUUCUUUCUUCCGAUUUUUGUUCUUAUGAAGGAACAAAUGCUGUAUUAUUGGCAUAUUGCCUUUGUAUUAUCAUUGUCGAGACUGAAUUUUUAUAAUGAGAUUAUAAGAGUUUCUCUCUC